AUGAUUUCAAGUCAAAAUACUUAUAGUGGCAACUCCUCAAUGUCGGUGUUAGCUUUAUCGAAAACACCACCAACAAUAGUAAAAGAGUUGGAAAGUGAAUUCAUAGAUGGAUUUGAAUUGAGUAGAAAUGAUGGUUGUUUAUCUUGGAAAGUCCCCGCCAACUCGGUUGCCGUUGUUAAGCCACUCAAGUUGAAUGAAGCAAGAUUUAGUAUGUUAAGUCAAAAUAGUUCAAAAAAAUCAAAAACUGCGAAUCCACGACCCAUCAACGCGUUGAACUAUAUUAAUAAUGGAACAAAAGGGAACGAGGUUGAAAACUCAGAAAUUCAAAAUCGAAAUAAUCGUAUUUAUCAACAAACACCAGCCAUAAAUCGUACCAAUGUGCCAGUGAGUCACCGGGUCAAUCAAGCAACUGUUCCACAGCGGAGCCCUAACUUUUCAAAUGGAAGAAUAAACAUAGGUUCAUUCUAUAGACCAAAAGCUUUUUCAAAGAUUCAAAAAAAUACCAAGAAGUUUCGAGUAUCGGAUACCACCAUGAAAGAAAUCUUCAAACCAACAGCUGCUUCGAGCGCUCCAUCAUCAGUGCAAAACAUCAAUAAAUUUCGAUUGUCAGACGAAAAUUUCAGCAAAAUAUUUGAAAACAUAUCUUCCACUGCCACUUUAAUGACAGAAAACUCGAGUCAAGCUCCACCAGUCAAUAAUACCACGGGUGAUUUCAAUCUACAACCGAUUACACCGAGCAAGAACAUAGCGUUCAACAUUCAACCUGCCAAUCAACCAAUCCUUGGAAAUGUAGUCGAUAUAGAUGUAGCUCCUAGGGACCAAACUCAUUCAAAAUCGCAAGAAGUAAGCGGACAUGCCACGAUUGAUAUGACUUCGAAUUUGCCACACGAAGCGUCGCUUUUGAACUUAACAUCUCGGGAUUUGCCACAGACUCAAGCUCUGGAGUCGACUUCAGCACCAACCUCACAUCAUAGCUUAAAUUUUCCACACGAAGCGUCGCAUUUAAACUUAUCAACUAAAAAUUUGCCACAGACUCAAGCUUUGGAAUCGAUGUCAGCACACCCCUCACAUGAUAGCGCAAUUCCUGCACAAAACACAAGCCUUGAGAAUACAAUCACAAUCGAUGAUGAAUUUGACCUUGACGCUAUAAAUUUUGAUUUUGAUAAACCCGAUCAAAAAAUCGAUCUUAAUGAAUUUACUUUGCCGGAACUUUCAAUAGUACCUCAAGUUAUUGAAAGUCAAGAAUGCUCACAAGAACCCGAGCGAAUUACUGAAAGUCAAGAAUACUCACCAGAACCAGAGCGAAUCCGUUCUCCACCAUUCUCAACGGUACAACCGCGUCAGGAGGAAAUACGUGAGGUACAGGAAUCCAAGUCUAACGUACCGAACAAUCAAGAAAUUGAAAGUUUAUUCAAAGAAUCAAAUAGUAAUUCCAAAGACGUCAGUCCAACCAUAUCUCCAACAAGACUGAUAAAUGACACUAUACCGCUAAUAUCUUUAUCAACACACCUUAAAUCGAAGGAAGAAUAUACAGAUCAUUCAAACCAGCUACAUAUUUCACCGGAUACGAGCGUUUCCGAGUCAGAAUCAGAAGAAUUAAGUCUUAUGGAUGCUUCAGCUCAACGAAUCAAAGAGAUGGAAUCAGAAGUUUUGAGUGAUGAUUAUAUUGAAAAUUUCGUAGCAGAUAAGAAGCUUAGAAAAAGAUAUAAAGAUAAACUAAGAGUAAAAGGAGUGGCUGGAUUUUUAGAAAAACAUUUAAGUGAUUCAAUGACCAAAUUUGACAUUUGUAAUUUGAUUUUAAAUUUAGGAUAUCCAAAAGCUGCUAUCAAAGAUCAUAAGUCUCAAACUAUUGAUGAGUUGGCAGGAAUAUUGAUCAAGUUGUUGAUGUGGGAUGAAAAAGGUGAUCUUUUGUCUGUCACUAAGGCAUUUGAGCAGCAAUAUUUUUUGGAUGAUUUUGUUGAAGAUUUGAAAACGAAGUCAAAGAUAAUGGUUAUAACGGGAGCAGGUAUCCUGACAUCAUUAGGUAUUCCAGAUUUUAGAUCAAACGAGGGUCUUUAUAGUAAAUUGGAAAGUCUCAAUUUAUCAGAUCCUCAAAUGGUAUUUGAUUUGAUGACUUUCAGACUUGAUCCAUCAAUCUUUUAUUCAGUUGCUCAUAUGAUAUUACCACCAGAUGAAAAAUUGAGUUUGUUUCAUUGUUUCAUUAGAUUGUUACAGGAUAAAAACAAAUUAAGAAGAUUAUACACUCAAAAUGUUGACAACUUAGAACUGGCGGCAGGUAUUAAUGAAACAAAAUUGGUACAAUGUCAUGGAUCAUUUGCUAAUGCUACUUGUAUUACUUGUAAAAAUAAAAUUAAUGGUAAACGUAUUCAUGAUAGUAUUCGUGGUGGUCUAAUUCCUCGUUGUUUUCAAUGUUGGAGAAAUAUAGAGAACGCACCUUUUAAUCAUGGUGUAUACAAACCUGACAUCACAUUUUUUGGGGAAGAUUUACCGGAGAAAUUUUACAGUUGUUUGAGUAAAGAUGCAAUUGAUUGUGACUUGGUUAUAGUUGUUGGAUCAUCAUUGAAGGUUGAACCAGUGUCGAGUAUGAUUGAUCAAAUACCUAAGAAUGUGAAAAAGGUUCUCAUAAAUAAAGACCCAAUUCCAGAUAAAAAUUUUGAUUUAAGUUUACUUGGUUAUUGUGACGAUAUCACAGCUUAUUUGUUGAAAACUUUAGGGUCUGAUUGGUUUCUUGAUCACAAGGAUUUUUCAGAGCAUUUCAAUUACAAGAUUGUAGAAACUAGAGAUCGCGUUAUCAAAGUUUCAAAAUGUUAA
Messenger RNA from Lodderomyces pseudojiufengensis, 2811 nucleotides. RefSeq names its product Sir2p (gene SIR2). The record is from RefSeq and is a predicted model, not a curated record. The transcript has a single exon. Bases 1 to 2811 code for a protein of 936 amino acids. Gene Ontology annotation, molecular function: NAD+ binding. Lineage: Eukaryota; Fungi; Ascomycota; Pichiomycetes; Serinales; Debaryomycetaceae.